Messenger RNA from Mycotypha africana, 489 nucleotides. RefSeq lists its product as uncharacterized. The record is from RefSeq and is a predicted model, not a curated record. The coding region runs from base 1 to 489 and encodes 162 amino acids. Lineage: Eukaryota; Fungi; Mucoromycota; Mucoromycetes; Mucorales; Mycotyphaceae. The transcript has a single exon.
AUGGAAAUGGAUCUCUCUUGGUGCAUUAUGUGUGAUAAGCGCAUCGUGGAGGACGAAACAUUUAAUUCUCACCAAUCGCUAUACUGUUCCCUUGAAUGUCAAAUGAAAGAUCAAGGAACGUCGUUACAGUCAGAAUCUACCUGCAACAGCAUGCAUAGUAUCUCUCCUGAUGCUCCUCAGCAGUUCAACAAUGAUGUAUUAUCAAACGCUUAUUCCAUCGAACAGUCAACCAAUAAUUCUAAUACCAACUCCAAUAUACAUGAAGCAAAUUCUUUACUCUCGGCCGUCAUGGAAAAGGCUAAACCUUGGAUGACGAAAAGAGCUGUCAAACAUCAUCUCUAUAAGGCCAGUAAUCCAUCAUCUACCGCAUACCCUUGGGUUCCUCUUAUUUACAGAAAACGUCGUAAUUAUCUUACUAUUCCCAAACGUUGUGCUCAACCAACAGUGGCAAGCUCCUUUACCACCGUCAAUGGCAUUCUCAGCUCUUAA